Molecule: messenger RNA, 1016 nt
Organism: Gigantopelta aegis
Lineage: Eukaryota; Metazoa; Mollusca; Gastropoda; Neomphalida; Peltospiridae
Exons: 4
Coding region: 20-649 (209 amino acids)
Source: RefSeq, a predicted model, not a curated record
GCGUGCGGUGCACAGCACAAUGAAAUAUGUCCUCAGAGGUCACAUGACUCAAGAACUGCUGUCACUUGCCAGACCCAGCGUCACUUCAGAUGAAAUAUAUUUUGAUGGUAUCCUUGGAAACGUAGACACGAAUACUAAUGUUGAUGAUCGACUUGGUACAACAGCUAUUACAGUGAAUGCUUUGAUCAACACGUGGACCGUCUACGACUCAGCCAAAAAGACGUUGUCGUGGAUAACUGAUACACCUCCUGAUGUUCAACGAACCGUGACAGCGGCGAGCAGAUGGUUAGCGCGGCAUAUACUUGGGGACCAGUAUAAACAUGACCUGGUAUUCUUUACAGUCGACAGUCCAGCCCCGGAUGAUUCCGUAUACUGGUAUCCCACCAACAGACUGGAGUUUCUCAAUGGUACGAGUUUCUCGGAUGAUGGAGAUAUUCCUGAAGAACCGUUCAUCGGAGUCGUGGAAGGCGUCAUUCCAGAAAUCCAAUACCAGGCCAUGUUGAAGCGCAAGCACUUCGGACUGAAAACGCCGGAGAAAUUCCAUGGGAUAAAAAAGAGUUUCUACAUCUACUGGUCAUCGGACGCUUGCAGCUAUGCAAUAACAUUGCUGGCUCUAGCGCAACACAAUGCUAUCGUGAACGAUCAUUAAAUGCCCGACGCCAUAUAACCGUAAAUAAAAUACGUCGAGUGCGUCGUUAAAUAAAACAUUUCCUUCAAUCCUUAAAGGCACAGUACCUGAUGUAGACAACAACUAUAUUGACACAUCAAGUUAUUCUUACUAAUAUGGAGUCGAUACGAUUAGUAUAUUCAGUAUCAGCACAGUACCCCGUAUAGACAACAACUAUAUUGACACAUCAAGAUAUUCUUACUAAUAUGGAGUCGAUACGAUCAGUUACUCUUUUAUUCUAAUAUUAAUUGUAAUACAUUUUAAACUGAAACUUAUUAUAUUCAGUAUUAAAAACCUUAAACCUUGCGUUUUCUAGACUAGUUAUUACUAAUGUUUUUAAUUACCAUUA